This is a messenger RNA of Blepharisma stoltei, 560 nucleotides long. The record is from the annotation of a GenBank genome assembly. NCBI's taxonomy places the organism in Eukaryota, Ciliophora, Heterotrichea, Heterotrichida, Blepharismidae.
AUGUAUUUUGGAUCUGAUAUGUUCUAUGAUGAAUUUAUGGAAAUAAAGAGAGUGCUGUUAUUGCAAGAUAGCAGAAUUAGAAAAGCACUUGAUCGUCUAAUUGGUGAAAAGAAAGAGAUUUUUAGGUUCAAAGGGUUGUUUGAAUUAGAUCAUCUUAGACUACUUGCUGACUCACAAGUUAACUUGGUAAGUCUUCCGCGUCUAAAAAAGCUGCAUGGGAGUAGAUAUAGGAUUUGCCCUAGGAUGGCGCUAUAUGGCGCCAUCCUAGGGCAAGCGAAAAUUGGCUCCACACGGGAACCGUAUUCCACGUGUGGAGCCAUUUUUCCACGUGUGGAAUCCACAUUUUCCCACGUGGAAAAAUGGCUCCACACGUGGAACACAAUUCCCGUGUGGAGCCGUGUCUCCAAUUGCCCGAGGAUGGCGCUGUUUGUCCUUAAUUUGCCCACUGGGGAAAUUUUUUGGUUCGACCAGCACCAUAUGGUUUGGUCAAACCAAAAAUUUUCCUCAUGGGCAAAUCAAGGGCAAACAGCGCCAUCUAUGGGAAAUUUCUAUAUCCUUAA